AGUCUUAAAAGAAACGUCUUCGAGCAAACAUCUACAUCAAAUCAUAUAUAAUUUUAUUGACGUGAAUCGAUAUUAGAAGUUCAUUGAAGAAAUGGGAUGCAAAGUGGAUAGAUUAACGUCAUGCUGCGGAUGUGGCAGUCUCAAAGCUGGUACAAUAAUCGCGGGCAUGUUGGGCAUCUUAUUAAGUAUUGCCACAAUUGUCAUCAUUCUAACAACAAAGAUUGAUUUUAAGACAGUUAUUUUUGAUGACUGGAUCUCGAAGUCGGCCAUAAAAAUCAUCUUGAUAGUAAAUCUCUGCAUGACGAUUAUUCUCUCGGCCCUUUUAAUCGUUGGGGCUAUCAUUCGUAAUCAAUAUCUCUUCCUGCCAUGGAUCAUUUUGGGAAUUAUGCUUUGUAUCGGUCUAUUAGUUGACGUUAUUUACACUGCUGUCGUCUUCUUCAUCGACGAUCAUACAACUGCUGGUAUACUUUGGCUUGUCAUCGGACUAAUUUGUGUUGUCAUUUACUUCUAUUUGUGGUAUGUUGUUUUAUCACACUUCUUACAAUUAAAAGAGCAAAACGACCGCGGACGAUAUUCAAGAACACCGUACAGACGUUAAACUUAAAUCUUAAAUGCAUUAAUAAUACUUACAAAGAGAUUAAGCUUAGUUGGAUUAAUGUUCAAAAUGUAUGCUGAAGUAUCACAGCAAGUUUCAAGCUUAUGUACUUCUCGAACUUCCUAAUAUCUUUCAGUGUUUGUCAUUCAAUUGUUUAAGAUGAACCUGUUACCAACAUUUGGAGAUGCAAUUUGUGCAAAAUGUUCAUUAACUAUAAGAAGUCCCUUUUGAUGUUUUUCUCGGAAAUCUCGAUCUUAAUAAUUUUUCGUUUUUUUACAAAUAAUUUUACUAAACUGUCUAAAUAUUUAUUUUAAAGAAAUACCUAAAUGUAACAAAGUAUGGAAUAAAUUAAAAAUUCAGAUUUGUUUCAUUAAAAAGAAAGUUUUUUGAACACAAAAAUUUAUGUAAGUCAGAGAGAGAUACAUGCGAUUUUUCAACGG
Clunio marinus is the source of this 1035-nucleotide messenger RNA. NCBI's taxonomy places the organism in Eukaryota, Metazoa, Arthropoda, Insecta, Diptera, Chironomidae. The record is from the annotation of a GenBank genome assembly.